GUCACGGAACCGUGCGAAAUUCUGCCACGUUGCACCAUUUUUGGAGUUUGCCCGCAUUGGGACCGUCAACAGGAACGAUGCAGAAGAUGGUGGCGCAGCAGGUGGAAGAAGUUCGGCGGCUUUACAAGAACAAGCGCCAACUGACGCACCAAUUUCUCAACUUGGGCAUGGUGAUUAUCAGCGCUCUUAUGAUUUGGAAAGGUCUGAUGGGCCUGACGGUCAGUGAAAGCCCCAUCGUUGUCGUGCUCAGUGGCAGCAUGGAACCUGCGUUCCAGCGCGGCGACAUUCUGUUCUUGGACAACAACAAGCCCAAGCUCGAAAUUGGAGACAUUGUUGUUUUCAAAAUCAAGGACCGUGAGAUUCCCAUCGUCCAUCGCGUGUUGGAUCUGCACACCCGCGCUUCCGACGGGUCGGAUUUGUACCUUACCAAGGGCGACAACAAUAACGUGCACGACCGAGGCUUGUACGCCCCCGGACAGUUGUGGUUGGAGCGAAGUGACGUGGUCGGCAUUGCACGGGCAUCGGUGCCAUACCUCGGGUAUGCCACGAUUCUCAUGAACGACUACCCUGCGUUGAAGAUUCUGGCGGUGGGCAUUAUGGCGCUGCUGGCAUUUACUCAGCGCGAAUAACUCCAGUCCCUCGUACUCGUCAUGUCAUUUUUACUUGGCUUUAUACCACGACGAAUCAAUCUUUGCUUCAACUUCGA
Aphanomyces invadans is the source of this 706-nucleotide messenger RNA. RefSeq names its product signal peptidase I. Gene Ontology annotation, molecular function: serine-type endopeptidase activity. Gene Ontology annotation, cellular component: membrane; signal peptidase complex. The transcript has a single exon. The record is from RefSeq and is a predicted model, not a curated record. NCBI's taxonomy places the organism in Eukaryota, Oomycota, Saprolegniomycetes, Saprolegniales, Verrucalvaceae. Bases 78 to 629 code for a protein of 183 amino acids.